GUGCUUUUUGCACAAAUCUCUCCCCUGACUGCACAUCACGCCGCGGCGACGUCGUGGCCGUCCGCGCAUGCGCAUUGUCGCCGAGCGGUGACUAGACAUUCGGUCAUAAGCGCGGCGGCGCCGCUGGAGAAGAAGAAGAAGGUGCCAGAAGGAGGAGGCGAGUCCAUCCAUGGCCUCGACCGUCGAACACGUCGUCGCUUGAACGCCGAACGCGAUCCUGCAGACAUGUCCACCCCAGACCCCCCCAUGGGAGGCAACCCUCGCCCCGGUCCGUCCCCAGGCCCAGGUCCCUCUCCCGGGGCCAUGCUGGGCCCCAGCCCGGGUCCUUCGCCCGCAGGCUCCUCCCACAGCAUGAUGGGACCCAGCCCCGGACCCCCUCAGCCGGGCCCGUCAGGGUACGGCCAGGACAACAUGCACGCCAUGCACAAGCCAAUGGAGGCCAUGCAUGACAAGAGUUUGAGCGAGGAGGCUCGCUUCAGUCAGAUGAAAGGAAUGUCCGUGAGAGCGGGCGGGCACAGUGGUAUGGCCCCCCCACCCAGUCCUCUGGACCAGCACUCACAAGGCUAUCACUCCCCAUUAGGCGGCUCAGAUCAUUCCAGUCCGGUACCGUCAAACGGUCCCCCAUCCGGACCUCUACUUCCAUCCUCUUCCUCAUCUUCCUCUUCCAUCGGCCCCGGCUCUGGAUCCACACCAUUGGAAGGUCCCACUGGAGACCAGCACACCCUGGGCCCCAACAACCGCCCCGGAACACUCGGAAGUGCAGGGCCCGGUCCCAGUCCUGGACCGAGUCUGAGCUCCACUGUGCCCAGCCUCGUGGCAGGCCUUGAAUCGUCCAGUGGCCUCUCCGGACCUGGAGGUCCCGGGGGCCCCGGGGGCCCCGGGGGUCCCACUCCUUUCAACCAGAGCCAGCUGCACCAACUGAGAGCUCAGAUCAUGGCCUACAAGAUGCUGGCCCGGGGUCAGCCCCUGCCAGACCACCUCCAGAUGGCCGUGCAAGGGAAGAGGCCCAUGCCCGGGAUGCAGCAGCCCAUGCAGAGCUUGGCCCAGGGAGGUGGACCACCAGGACCGAUGGGUUCCGGCUACGGUCGAGCUCAUGGAAUGAUGGGCCCCAAUAUGCCCCCACCGGGUCCGUCAGGGAGCCUAGCUGGGAUGCAAGUACAAAACCACAACGGACCAAAGUCUUGGCCUGAAGGUCCCAUGGUAAACGCGGCAGCUCCGUCCAACGCCCCCCAAAAACUGAUCCCUCCUCAACCUACGGGCCGACCCUCUCCCGCUCCACCCUCAGUCCCCCCCGCCGCCUCCCCCGUCAUGCCACCGCAGACCCAGUCCCCCGGCCAGCCGGCGCAGCUUCCGACCAUGAUGCCUUACCACGGCAAGCAGAGCCGCAUCACCCCCAUUCAGAAACCCUGCGGUCUGGACCCGGUGGAGAUCCUGCAGGAGCGGGAGUACAGGUUACAGGCGCGCAUCACUCAUCGCAUCGUGGAGCUGGAGAACCUGCCGGGCUCCCUGGCAGGAGACUUACGCACCAAAGCCACCAUCGAACUCAAAGCUCUGCGGCUUCUCAACUUCCAGAGACAACUGCGACAGGAAGUGGUGGUCUGCAUGCGUCGCGACACGGCCCUGGAAACGGCCCUGGACGCCAAGGCCUACAAACGCAGCAAACGACAAAGCCUGCGAGAGGCGCGCAUCACCGAGAAACUGGAGAAGCAGCAGAAGAUCGAACAGGAGCGCAAACGCAGACAGAAACAUCAGGAGUACCUGAACAGCAUCCUGCAGCAUGCCAAAGACUUCAAGGAGUACCAUCGCUCCAUCACGGGCAAACUCCAGAAACUGACCAAAGCCGUGGCCACCUACCACGCCAACACGGAGCGGGAGCAGAAGAAGGAGAACGAGCGCAUCGAGAAGGAGCGCAUGAGGAGACUAAUGGCCGAGGACGAGGAGGGCUACCGCAAACUGAUCGACCAGAAGAAGGACAAGCGCCUGGCCUACUUGCUGCAGCAGACCGACGAGUACGUGGCCAACCUCACCGAGCUGGUCAGAGCGCACAAGGCGGCACAGGCUCUCAAGGAGAAGAAGAAGAAGAAAAAGAAGAAGAAGAAGGUGGAGAGUCCUGAAGGACAAGCCCCAGUUCUAGGUCCUGAUGGAGAGCCUCUGGACGAGACCAGUCAGAUGAGUGACUUACCUGUGAAGGUGAUCCACGUGGACAGUGGCAACAUCUUGACCGGGGUGGACGCUCCCAAGGCGGGACAGCUGGAGACCUGGCUGGAGAUGAACCCUGGUUAUGAGGUGGCUCCGCGCUCUGACAGUGAAGACAGUGAGGAUGAAGAGGAGGAGGAGCAGGAGGAGGAGGAGGAACAUCAGCCUUCAGCAACACCAGCAGAUGACAAGAAGAAGAUUCCUGACCCCGACUGCGAGGACGUGUCCGAAGUGGACGUGCGACACAUCAUCGAGCACGCCAAACAGGACGUGGAUGACGAGUACAGCGGCGCCGCGUUUGCCCGAGGACUUCAGUCGUACUACGCGGUGGCACACGCCGUGACGGAGAAGGUGGAAAGACAGUCCACUUUCUUGAUAAACGGACAACUCAAACAGUACCAGGUCAAAGGUCUGGAGUGGUUGGUGUCGCUCUACAACAACAACCUCAACGGCAUCCUGGCAGAUGAAAUGGGUCUGGGCAAAACCAUCCAGACCAUCGCGCUCAUCACACACCUCAUGGAGCACAAGCGCCUCAACGGACCCUACCUCAUCAUCGUGCCCCUCUCGACUCUCUCCAACUGGGUCUACGAGUUUGACAAGUGGGCGCCGACGGUGGUCAAAGUGUCCUACAAGGGUUCUCCUGCAGCCAGAAGAGCAUUUGUCCCUCAGCUGCGUAGCGGCAAGUUCAACGUCCUCCUCACCACGUACGAGUACAUCAUCAAAGACAAACAAGUCCUGGCGAAGAUCCGCUGGAAGUACAUGAUCGUGGACGAGGGUCACCGCAUGAAGAACCACCACUGCAAGCUGACCCAAGUCCUGAACACGCACUACCUGGCGCCCAGGAGGGUCCUGCUGACUGGCACACCCUUGCAGAACAAGCUGCCCGAGCUGUGGGCGCUGCUCAACUUCCUCCUGCCCACCAUCUUUAAGAGCUGCAGCACCUUCGAGCAGUGGUUCAACGCCCCUUUCGCCAUGACGGGAGAGAAGGUGGACCUCAAUGAAGAGGAGACCAUCUUGAUCAUCCGUCGUUUGCACAAAGUUCUCCGUCCCUUCUUGCUGCGCAGGCUGAAGAAGGAAGUGGAGGCACAGCUCCCAGAAAAGGUGGAGUACGUGAUCAAGUGUGACAUGUCGUCCCUCCAGAGGGUCUUGUACAGACACAUGCAGGCCAAGGGCGUGCUGCUGACCGAUGGCUCGGAGAAAGACAAGAAGGGCAAAGGAGGCACCAAGACGCUGAUGAACACCAUCAUGCAGCUGAGGAAGAUCUGCAACCACCCAUACAUGUUCCAGCAGAUUGAGGAAUCCUUCUCUGAACAUUUAGGUUUCUCUGGUGGGAUAGUCCAAGGCGCUGACUUGUAUCGGGCGUCAGGAAAAUUUGAGGUGUUGGAUCGAAUCCUCCCCAAACUGCGAGCGACCAACCAUAAAGUGCUGCUCUUCUGUCAGAUGACCACACUGAUGACCAUCAUGGAGGACUACUUUGCAUACCGCAGCUUCAAGUAUCUGCGUCUGGAUGGUACCACCAAGGCUGAAGACCGAGGAAUGUUACUGAAGACCUUCAACGAGCCGGGGUCCGAGUAUUUCAUCUUCUUGCUGAGCACUCGGGCAGGAGGCCUCGGCCUCAAUCUCCAGUCUGCAGACACUGUGGUCAUCUUUGACUCGGACUGGAACCCGCACCAGGACCUGCAGGCCCAGGACAGAGCUCACCGCAUAGGCCAACAGAACGAGGUGCGGGUGUUGCGCCUGUGCACCAUCAACAGCGUGGAGGAGAAGAUACUGGCCGCCGCCAAGUACAAACUCAACGUGGACCAAAAAGUCAUCCAGGCCGGUAUGUUCGACCAAAAGUCGUCCAGCCACGAGCGCAGGGCCUUCCUGCAGGCCAUCCUGGAGCACGAGGAGCAGGACGAGGUCUGGGGUCAGGAAGUGUGUCUACGUAUAAAUGAGGAGGAUGAGGUCCCGGACGACGAGACGGUCAACCAGAUGAUCGCCAGGAGCGAGGAAGAGUUUGAUCAGUUUAUGCGUAUGGACUUGGACAGGCGGCGCGAGGAGGCCCGCAACCCGCGCCGCAAACCUCGCCUGAUGGAGGAGGACGAGCUGCCCACCUGGAUCAUGAAGGACGACGCCGAGGUGGAGCGCCUCACCUGCGAGGAGGAGGAGGAGAAGAUGUUCGGACGGGGCUCUCGCCAGCGGAAGGAGGUGGACUACAGCGACUCCCUGACAGAGAAGCAGUGGCUGAAGCAGGCGAUCGAGGAGGGCACGCUGGACGAGGUGGAGGAAGACGUGCGCCACAAGAAGACCACGCGCAAGAGGAAGCGGGACCGAGACCCGGACCUCCCGGUGCCCUCGUGCUCCUCGGGCGGCCGAGGACGAGGAGACAAGGACGAGGACGCCAAGAGGCAACGGAAAAGGGGGCGGCCGCCUGUGGAGAAGAUCUCCCCCAACCCUCCCGUCCUGACCAAGAAGAUGAAGAAGAUCAUCGACGCUGUCAUCAGAUACAAAGACGGCACCAGUGGUCGUCAGCUCAGUGAGGUGUUCAUCCAGCUGCCGUCAAGAAAGGAGCUGCCCGAGUACUAUGAACUCAUCCGCAAGCCUGUGGACUUCAGGAAGAUCAAGGAGAAGAUUCGGGGCCACCGCUAUCGCAGUCUUGGCGACCUGGAGAGAGACGUCAUGCUGCUCUUCCAGAACGCUCAGACCUUCAACCUGGAGGGAUCUCUGAUAUACGAGGACUCCAUCGUGCUGCAGUCCGUCUUCACCAGUUUGAGGCAGAAGAUCGAGAAGGAGGAGGAGAGCGAGGGCGAGGAGAGCGAGGAAGAGGACGACGAGCAGGACGACGGAUCGGAGUCUGAAACUCGUUCUGUCAAGGUGAAGAUCCGACUGGGCAGGAAGGAGCGAGGAGGAGAACGAGGAAAAGGACGCAGCAGACGAUCGGGACGCACCAGAGCCAAGCCUGUGGUUAGUGAUGACGACUCUGAAGAUGAACAGGAGGAGGAUCAUUCCGUCAGUGCCACUGAUGAAGAGUCGUGAAGUGCAAGAGAAGACGUGAUGAAGUAGUCCUCCUACUCACACAUUUGCAGAAAUGAUGUUUUGGGUCGGCAGACUCCCAGCCAAACCUCCGCCAGCCCUCAGUCACUUAAGAACAAGAAACAAAUACACACUUUUAGUCGCACACCAGACAUAAGGUCUUCUUCGUUUCCCUGCAUUGGCCCGGAGGACACAAUUAAACUAAUGACAUCCAUCACAGUGAAAGAUGUUAAAUCACAACACAUAAAUCUAAUCUAAUAAAUAAUCAUGAAUUAGGUCAUAAACUGACUCGAUCGAAACAAUUCUGCUUAUUUGCCACUUAAUUGUACAAGAUCAUUUUGAGCAAAUAUUACCGUGCUUUACACUUCAAUGCAAGGCUUCUUUUUCCCAGUUAUAAAUAGUCAUGCGGUAGAAAAAAAGACACAUUUUAGUAUAACUGUGGAGUGAAAUUACUGACAAAACUCCACAAAAAGAAAUGUUUUUACUCACGCCCAACAAUUAUUGAGUAAAAAAAACGAUUCACAAGUAUAAAAAAACAUUUCUGCAAGUAAAAAAACAUUUUUCUUCAGGUAAAACUAGUACUACUCAGUGGCCUAGUGGUUAGAGUGUCCGCCCUGAGAUCGGUAGGUUGUGAGUUCAAACCCCGGCCGAGUCAUACCAAAGACUAUACAAAUGGGAGCCAUUACCUCCCUGCUUGGCACUCAGCAUCAAGGGUUGGAAUUGGGGGUUAAAUCACCACUGCUGCCCACUGCUCCCCUCACCUCCCAGGGGGUGAACAAGAGGAUGGGUCAAAUGCAGAGGACAAAUUUGCUACACCUAGUGUGUGUGUGACAAUCAUUGCUACUUUAACUUUAACUUUAAAAUGGUUCACAAGUAAAAAAAAAAAAAAAACUAUUUACAAGUAUAAAAACACAUUUCAGCAAGUAAAAAAAUGAUUUGCAAGCAUAAAAACAAUUUUCUGCAAGUAAAAAACACAAUUUGCAAGUUCAAAACCUAUUUUGUACAAGUAAAAAAACAAAUUGUAUAAAGUAUAAAAACUAAUUUCUGCAAGUAAAAAAAAAAACUAUACGCAAGUUUAAAACCAAUUUUGUCCAAGUAAAAUGAUUCGCAAGUAUAAAAAUUAUUCGCAAGUUUAAAAUCAAUUUUGUACAAUUAUAAAAACAAUUUUCUGCAAGUAAAAAAACUAUAUGCAAGCUUAAAACCUAUUUCGUACAAGUAAAAAAACGAUUCGCAAGUAUAAAAACAAUCUUCUGCAAGUAAAAAAACAAUUCGCAAGUAUAAAAACAAUUUUCUGCAAGUAAAAAAACUAUUCGCAAGUAUAAAAACACAUUUCUGAAAGUAAAAAAAAAACAAUUUUGUACAAGUAAAAUGAUUUGCAAGUAUAAAACUUAUUUGCAAGUUUAAAAUCAAUUUUGUACAAGUAUAAAAACAAUUUUCUGCAAGUAAAAAAACAAUUUGCAAGUAUAAUACCUAUUUUGUACAAGUAAAAAAAACCUUCGCAAGUAUAAAUACAAAUUUCUGCACGUAAAAAACACAAUUUUCAAGUUCAAAACCAAUUUCGUACAAGUAAAAAAACGAUUCGCAAGUAUAAAAACAAUCUUCUGCAAGUAAAAAAAACAAUUCGCAAGUAUAAAAACAAUUUUCUGCAAGUAAAAAAACUAUUCGCAAGUAUAAAAACACAUUUCUGAAAGUAAAAAAAAAAAACUAUUCGCAAGUUUAAAACCAAUUUUGUACAAGUAAAAUGAUUUGCAAGUAUAAAACUUAUUUGCAAGUUUAAAAUCAAUUUUGUACAAGUAUAAAAACAAUUUUCUGCAAGUAAAAAAACAAUUUGCAAGUAUAAUACCUAUUUUGUACAAGUAAAAAAAACCUUCACAAGUAUACCGUAUUUUCCGCACCAUAAGCCGCCCCGUGUUAUAAGCCGCGCCUUCAAUGAACGGCAUAUUUCAAAACUUUGUCCACCUAUAAGCCGCCCCGUGUUAUAAGCCGCAUCUAACUGCGCUACAGGGAAUGUCAAAAAAACAGUCAGAUAGGUCAGUUAAACUUUAAUAAUAUAUUAAAAACCAGCGUUCUAACAACUCUGUUCACUCCCAAAAUGUACGGUAAUGUGCAAAUGUGCAAUCACAAACAUAGUAAAAUUCAAAAUAGUGCAGAGCAAUAGCAAUAACUUAAUGUUGCUCGAACGUUAAUGUCACAACACACAAAAUAAACAUAACACUCACUUUCUGAAGUUAUUCUUCAUUCAUAAAUCCCUCGAAUUCUUCUCCUACGGUGUCCGAAUUAAAAAGUUGGGCGAAUAGGGGAUCCAAAAUGGCCGGCUCCGUCUCGUCGAAGUCAUCAGAGUCAGUGUCGCUGUUGUUUUUCCAGCAGUUCCGUGAAUCCUGCCUUCCGGAAAGCUCGGACCACAGUUGAGACCGAAAUAUCCGCCCAGGCAUUUACGAUCCACUGGCAGAUGUUGGCGUAUGUCGUCCGGCGCUGUCUCCCUGUCUUAGUGAAUGUGUGUUCGCCUUCGGUCAUCCAUUGUUCCCACGCCGUUCGCAGUCAUGCUUUAAAUGCCUUGUUGACACCAAUAUCGAGCGGUUGGAGUUCUUUGGUUAAUCCACCCGGAAUGACGGCGAGUGUUGUAUUUGUGUGCUUCACUUGUUUUUUGACACCAUCUGUGAUGUGGGAGCGCAUGGAGUCGUAUAUCAACAUGGACGGAGCUGCGUGAAAAAAGCCACCCGGCCUCUUCGCGUAAACUUCCCUUAACCACUCGCUCAUCUUUUCUUCAUCCGUCCAUCCCUUCGAGUUAGCUUUUAUGAUGACGCCGGCUGGAAAGUUCUCUUUUGGCAAGGUCUUCCUUUUGAAUAUCACCAUGGGUGGAAGUUUCUGGCCAUUAGCAUGGCAAGCUAGAACCACAGUGUGUCGCUUAGUAGGAGCCAUUUUGUGGUCUUUACAGAUGUAAACACACAAAGGAAAUGAAACGUAAUACCCGCGCGCUUCUUCUUCUAUGGGGGCGGGUGCUUACCUUGGCGGUUGCUUACCGUAGAAGAAGAAGCACUUCCUCUUCUACGGGGAAAAAAGAUGGCGGCUGUUUACCGUAGUUGCGAGACCUAAACUUUAUGAAAAUGAAUCUUAAUAUUAAUCCAUAUAUAAAGCGCACCGGGUUAUAAGCCGCACUGUCAGCUUUUGAGUAAAUUUGUGGUUUUUAGGUGCGGCUAAUAGUGCGGAAAAUACGGUAAAUACAAAUUUCUACACGUAAAAAACACAAUUUUCAAGUUCAAAACCAAUUUCGUACAAGUAAAAAAACAAUUCGCAAGUAUAAAAACAAUCUUCUGCAAAUAAAAAAACAAUUCGCAAGUAUAAAAACAAUUUUCUGCAAGUAAAAAAAAAAUAUUCGCAAGUUUAAAACCAAUUUUGUACAAGUAAAAUGAUUUGCAAGUAUACAACUUAUUUGCAAGUUUAAAAUCAAUUGUGUACAAGUAUAAAAACAAUUUUCUGCAAGUAAAAAAACAAUUUCCAAGCUUAAAACUUACUUUGUACAAGUAAAAAAACUGCGCACGUAUAAAAACAAAUUUCUGCACGUAAAAAACACAAUUUUCAAGUUCAAAACCAAUUUCGUACAAGUAAAAAACGAUUCACAAGUAUAAAAACUAUUUUCUGCAAGUAAAAAAAAAACUAUUUGCAAGUUUAAACCAAUUUUGUACAAGUAACCAAAUUAUUCACCAGUAUAAAAACAAUUCGCAAGUAUAAAGUAAUUUUCUUCAAGUAAAAAAAAAUGUGCAAGUUUAAAACCAAUUUUGUACAAGUAAAAACAAUGAUUCGCCAGUAUAAAAACAAUUCGCAAACUUAAAACCAAUUGGCAAGUAUAAAAAUAAUUUUCUGCAAGUAAAAAACAAUUUGAAAGUUUCAAGCCAAUUUUGUAUAAGUAAAAACAUGAUUCGCAAGUAUAAAAACAAUUUUCUUCUCGUUAAAGUAUUAGACAGUAUUAUUCCAGGUUGAUUUACAGGUUGAGCUUGUUUCACCUCUCUUCUGUCCGCCAUUUCACUCCCCACCUUGCUUCUUCUUCUUUGUUAUUUUUGGCGGAUGGCCUUAAAUUGACUCAACAGCACCACCUGUUGUCGUAGAGUGUGAAUUACUGGUGCUCUGAGCGCAAAUGUGUGGAUUAUUACUGUCAAAAGUUUGAACUUGAAGAAAAUUGUUUUUAUUCUUGCAAUUUUUUUUUAAACUAAAGAUCAUUUUUUGGGGGCAGUUUCUCUUCAUAUAUAACCAUUUAUUCAUUCUUUAUUUAAAGUUUAGAACAACACUUUUAGCCAUCUUAGUUUUUCUUAUGAGUGGUUAUUUUAGGUUUCAUUUACAAUGGCAAAAAAUAACUCGAUUUUGGACUCUAGACAACGGCUACUAUCUUUUAUUAUUGUUUAGCAACUUAAAUACUUCAAAAUGGAUUUCAAGUCAGUCGACAAGACAAAUUAAAUAUGAAUCAUAUUUUUUUGUCUGUCACAAAUACGUGAAAUAACAUGUUAUAUGCGAUAAAGCCACUGAAACAAGUACUUUUAUGUUAUGUAAUGCAAUGCAUUUCAAAUGUUUAGGUAAAAAAAUCCCUUUAAGUAAAUAAAAAAAAAAGGCAAAAAAAA
Molecule: messenger RNA, 9821 nt
Organism: Nerophis lumbriciformis (worm pipefish)
Lineage: Eukaryota; Metazoa; Chordata; Actinopteri; Syngnathiformes; Syngnathidae
Product: transcription activator BRG1-like
Biological process (GO): regulation of DNA-templated transcription
Cellular component (GO): nucleus
Molecular function (GO): ATP binding; histone binding
Source: RefSeq, a predicted model, not a curated record